CUUAGUUUCCCUUUCUUUCUUUCCUCAAUAAAUUUCUCCACACAUGGCUCCAACCAAUGUUCAAACCAUUAAAGCAUUAAGUGAGUCAGGGGCUCUAUCCUCAGUUCCCUCCAAAUACAGCUUCGCUACAAACCCUAAUGAUCUAGCCAAUCCGAAUGACCCCGAUCAUUCAAUCCCCACCAUUGAUUUUUCACUCCUCACUUCUGGUUCUCCUCAACAACGCUCCACGACUCUCAAUGAUCUUAAAAGGGCCUGCGAAGACUGGGGAUUCUUCAUGGUGAUCAACCAUGGUGUUGAGGAGAGAGUGAUGAAAGGGAUGCUCCACAUGUGUGAAGCCUUCUUCGAUUUGAGGGAUGACGACAAAAAAGAGUUUCAAGGGACCGCUAACGUUUUGGACCCGAUCAAGUGCGGCACUAGUUCUAAUGUUGCCAUUGAUAAAGUUCUUCUUUGGAGGGACUUUAUCAAGGUCAUAUCUCACCCUCACUUUAAUUCACCCCACAAGCCCCUUGGUUUCAGUGAGGCAGCGUUAGAGUUCAGCAAAAGAACAAGAGAAGUGGCAACCGAGCUGGUGAAGGCCAUAUCGGAGACCUUGGGACUAGAAGCUGAUUACAUAGCUAAAGCAACCAAUUGGGAUGAAGGGUUACAACUCUUGGCUGCCAACUACUAUCCAGCUUGCCCGGAGCCAGAGCGAGCCAUAGGAAUCCCACCUCACACGGACCAUGGGCUUGUGACCCUUCUCAUCCAGAACCAGAUGGGUGGUCUUCAAGUCCUACACAAAGGAAAAUGGGUCAACUGGGAUGCUGUGCCUAAUGCCUUUGUUGUUAACCUUGGUGACCAAAUGCAGGUGUUGACUAACGAUACGUACAAGAGCGUAUGGCAUAGAGCUGUGGUGAACAACAGAGCAACGAGGAUCUCCAUAGCAGUGGCACAUGGGCCAUCGGUGGACACGGUGGUCGUAGCAUCACCGGAGCUGUUAGAGAGACAAGGCCAAUCGCCGCUUUAUGCCGGAAUGUCAUACAGAGACUACAUAGAACUUCAGCAAAGCAGCAAGGGAUACAUGAAACCUUGCAUCGACUACAUAAGGAUUUCGGAGUAAAUCUGGGCUUCUAUAUUUACAAAAUAUAUAUAAGUAUAUAAUUUUGAUUUUUUAGGCGUGGUUGUCUUGUAAUUAAAAAAAAAAAAAAUUAGUUGGGUGUAUGUCCCAGCAGAGCAGUUAUGGUAGUAGAGUUAUUGAUUCGUUCUAGAGCUCGAAUAUCUGCUUCUUGACUAGGGCGACUAGUAAGUUUGGGUUGUGUUGUUUUUUUCUCUUCUUGGAGCUAUAAUGUUGUGACCCACAGAAUAGUAGUGUUGAAAAUUAAGAUGAAUUUGGGUGAGAACUCCAAAUUUGCUUGAAAACUAAAGGUUAAUACGAGAGAUAAUAUUAGAAUGUGAAA
Humulus lupulus (European hop) is the source of this 1433-nucleotide messenger RNA. RefSeq names its product 2-oxoglutarate-dependent dioxygenase 19-like. The record is from RefSeq and is a predicted model, not a curated record. The transcript has 4 exons. The coding region runs from base 44 to 1096 and encodes 350 amino acids. NCBI's taxonomy places the organism in Eukaryota, Viridiplantae, Streptophyta, Magnoliopsida, Rosales, Cannabaceae.